UCCCCCCAGUCCCUGUCCCGGUGCGGCGCGGUCCAGCCGAGCGGCCACCAGGAGCCUGUCACCUUCAGCAGGGACGGCCCGGGCGGGACGUGCGCGGCGCCGCCGCCAUGGUGCUCAUCAAGGAAUACCGUGUUAUCCUGCCUGUGUCUGUGGAGGAGUAUCAAGUGGGCCAGCUGUAUUCUGUGGCUGAAGCCAGCAAAAAUGAAACUGGUGGAGGUGAAGGAGUGGAGGUCCUGGUGAAUGAACCCUAUGAAAGAGAUGGAGAGCGUGGGCAGUACACACACAAGAUCUACCACUUACAGAGCAAAGUGCCAACAUUUGUGAGAAUGCUGGCCCCUGAAGGAGCUCUGAAUAUCCAUGAAAAAGCAUGGAAUGCCUAUCCCUACUGCAGAACUGUUAUUACAAAUGAGUAUAUGAAGGAUGACUUCCUGAUCAAAAUUGAAACUUGGCAUAAAUCAGAUCUUGGAACACAAGAGAAUGUCCAUAAACUGGAGCCAGAUGUAUGGAAGAAUGUAGAAGCUAUUUAUAUAGACAUUGCUGAUCGGAGUCAAGUACUUCCCAAGGAUUACAAGGCAGAAGAAGAUCCAGCAAAAUUUAAGUCUGUCAAGACUGGACGUGGACCUCUGGGUCCCAACUGGAAGAAGGAGCUGGGGAAGCAGACAGAUUGUCCAUACAUGUGUGCUUACAAACUGGUAACGGUCAAGUUCAAGUGGUGGGGUCUGCAGAAUAAAGUUGAGAACUUUAUACAGAAGCAAGAAAAGCGUCUCUUCACAAACUUCCAUCGGCAGCUCUUUUGCUGGCUGGAUAAGUGGGUUGAUCUGACUAUGGAGGACAUUCGUAGGAUGGAGGAUGAGACCAAGAGGCAGCUGGAUGAGAUGAGAGAAAAAGAUCCAUUGAAAGGAAUGUCAGCUGCAGAUGACUAAUGUGACUUCUUCCCUGUGCACUUUUGCAAGACAGUCGUCAGGAAGGCCCGGGGAAUCCACACCCUUGACCGACGGACCAUCUCUGGAUCAAGCCUUUCUAUAUCCAAUCGGCAGGCGAUUUUAAAUCUCCCAUAGCUAAUUCUAGGUGCCCCUUAAUAUUGUGAGCAAAUAGACCGUCUGGUACUAAGCACUCCAACGUUAGCACGUGUGCCAGGGAGCCAGCUCCUGGCAGAUGUGUGACUUAGAGACCUCUGUAUUUACAACUCCUCCCUCCUUUGUUGUUAGGCUUUUUUUUUUCAUUGUGUUCAGACCAAUUUCCAUGUG
Molecule: messenger RNA, 1247 nt
Organism: Dryobates pubescens (Downy woodpecker)
Lineage: Eukaryota; Metazoa; Chordata; Aves; Piciformes; Picidae
Gene: PITPNA
Product: phosphatidylinositol transfer protein alpha
Exons: 12
Coding region: 108-923 (271 amino acids)
Biological process (GO): phospholipid transport
Cellular component (GO): cytoplasm
Molecular function (GO): phosphatidylinositol transfer activity; phosphatidylinositol binding; phosphatidylcholine intramembrane carrier activity
Source: RefSeq, a predicted model, not a curated record